AAGCGCGCGCAGCCCGUGAGGAGAGUGCGAGCUGACGCGAUGUGCUUCAACUCGAUGCAAAAUGAAUGAGCCGCUGUUCUCGGGGGUAUUCGGCCCCCGUCGUGGAAGUGCAAGUACGCGGCCGCAUCAAGUGCACUUCGCAUCAUCCGAGGCAUAGCUGCAGGCUGACAGAAACGGGGACCGGGCAGAGCCUGCGGUUGGGUGUUUGCGUGUGACGCGCUUGGCAUUAAAUUCCUGUUUGCUGCAACAGAAAGAGAGAGGGACUUCGCUUACGUGGCGAGAGACAAAGACACGAGAAUUCUGAAAUGUCAUGUGUUUCGAUGUGACACGCCCGCGAAAGCCAUCGCCACAAGCUUACACGAAAUCUGCUCAAAGAUUAUGGCCGAAAGGAAGAAUGCUAAAGCUAUGGCAUGCAGCUCAUUGCAAGACAGGGCAAAUGUCACCCUCGACGUUCCUCUGCAAGUAGAUUUCCCAACACCAAAGACUGAACUGGUACAGAAGUUCCACGUCCAGUACCUGGGCAUGCUGCCUGUCGCUAGACCCGUGGGAAUGGAUACUCUGAAUAGUGCCAUCGAAAGUCUGAUGGCUUCCUCUGGCAAAGAAGACUGGAUGCCAGUUACCAUGAAUGUUGCUGAUGCUACUGUCACAGUCAUCAAUGAAAGAAAUGAAGAGGAAGUCCUGGUGGAGUGUCGCGUGCGGUUCCUGUCCUUCAUGGGAGUAGGCAAGGACAUCCACACGUUCGCCUUCAUUAUGGACACAGGAAACCAGCAUUUUGAGUGCCACGUUUUCUGGUGUGAACCAAAUGCGGGCAACGUAUCGGAAGCUGUUCAGGCUGCUUGUAUGUUACGGUAUCAGAAGUGCUUAGUAGCCAGACCUCCUUCACAGAAAGUCCGACCGCCCCCGCCUCCUGCAGACUCGGUGACUAGAAGAGUUACGACUAACGUAAAAAGAGGAGUGUUGUCCCUCAUUGACACUUUGAAACAGAAACGCCCCGUCACCGAGAUGCCGUAGCUGCGGAAGAGAGAAGAUGCUCCCGGCGUUUGACUGAAGAUCGCCGUAGCUACGCUGAGGAGAACGAACUGACGAUGUCUUGGCCUUCCAUUUCAAAUCGCUGAUGCUUUGUCUUCAGAGAAUUUACCCUUACCAAAACAAUGUUAGACAAGCAUGUUCUCUCGUUCUUGCCACCAUCGUGUGAUAUGAAAAGAAGCAUGAAUAAUUUUUUCGCUGUCAGUGAGUUACAUCAUGAGCAACGGAAGGUCUGUUUGGUUGUAAAUACAUGAACGUUACCUAAACUCACAUAGAAUCUGGCCACGUCCCUCCCAGUGAACUCAUGCUAAAGUCCUUGGAGU
Messenger RNA from Eurypyga helias (sunbittern), 1349 nucleotides. It is a transcript of the gene APBB2, whose product is annotated as amyloid beta (A4) precursor protein-binding, family B, member 2. Gene Ontology annotation, cellular component: cytoplasm; nucleus. The transcript has 8 exons. Gene Ontology annotation, molecular function: amyloid-beta binding; transcription factor binding. Lineage: Eukaryota; Metazoa; Chordata; Aves; Eurypygiformes; Eurypygidae. The coding region runs from base 379 to 1011 and encodes 210 amino acids. Gene Ontology annotation, biological process: regulation of DNA-templated transcription. The record is from RefSeq and is a predicted model, not a curated record.